Molecule: messenger RNA, 1047 nt
Organism: Vicia villosa (hairy vetch)
Lineage: Eukaryota; Viridiplantae; Streptophyta; Magnoliopsida; Fabales; Fabaceae
Exons: 3
Coding region: 167-742 (191 amino acids)
Source: RefSeq, a predicted model, not a curated record
UCACACUACAAAAAUUGAAAAAAAAAAAGUUGUCAUUUUUUUUCCUUCACUUUUUCCGCCUCAGCUUCUCACUCUUUCUCUCUACUCUUUUAUACUCAGUACCGUCACAAACCCAUUUCACAUUUCAGAGUUCACACCGUUACUGUGAGAGUUCUUAGGGUUUAAAAUGUCGGAGGGAAGAGGUUCCACUCUUGUGCACCUUUUAGUUGUUGUUUUCUGCUUGGUCGCAUUUGGGUUCUCCAUUGCUGCUGAAAGAAGAAGAAGCGUUGGAACCAUUAACAGAACUAUAGGAACAAAUGAAACAUACUGUGUUUACAAUUCAGAUGUUGCAACUGGUUAUGGUGUGGGCGCUUUCCUGUUUCUUCUUUCAGGUGAAUCACUGCUUAUGGGUGUUACAAAGUGCAUGUGCUUCGGGAGGCCUUUAACACCCGGAGGAAAUCGAGCCUGGUCCAUUAUAUAUUUUCUCUCAUCUUGGGCCACUUUUAUUGUUGCGGAAUCAUGUUUAAUAGCCGGUGCCACAAAGAAUGCCUAUCACACCAAAUACCGGGGAAUGAUAUAUGCGCAGAACUUCUCUUGUGAAAGUUUGAGGAAAGGAAUAUUCAUUGCCGGAGCGGUUUUCAUCGUUGCAACUAUGAUUCUUAACGUAUACUACUACAUGUACUUCACCAAGGCAUCCACAACUCCGCUUUCUCAGAAGGCCAAUCGGGUUAGUUCCUCAGUCGGAAUGACCGGAUAUGCGUGAUGGUGCAUCGAUGAAUCAUGAAAGAGUAACAAAUUUUGAGUCUUCUUUUCUAUAUGGAUGUCUGUGUGAUUUUCACUACUUGGUAAAACAGUGGUUUUGACUUUUGUUUUGCUUAGUUAACAACCUGUGUUUAUAAUGUCGUAGUGAAUGUUACUGCUCAGAGACAAGCUAUUAUAGCAUUAAUAUCGAAGUUUAGGCAAAGUUUAUACAUUAAGCUAAAUUUGUGGAAGCAUGUGUCACAUGUAAUCAGAUUUCAGAUAAACUUCACAUUGAAAGUAUGUAAUCAUUUAUAAGUCUUCAUCACA